UAAGGAUGAUAAAAAUAGUAAAAUUAUUACUGCACCACCACCAAGUAAUAAUACAAAUAAUAAUAAUACAAAUAAUAAUACACCACCACCAACAUUAAAUACUACAUCAUCACCACCACCUAAAAAGGAUACAUCUACUACUACUAAUAAUACAAAUAAUACAUCUACUACUACAAAUACAUCUACUACUACUAAUACUUCUAAUAAUUAUCAAUCACAUUAUUCAAGAACAGUUCAUACAAAUUUACCACAAGCCUAUCAAGAAUAUCCAAAAUUUAAACAAGUUAUUCAAGAUUCAAGUAAAAAUGUUAAAGGUACAGAUGGUUUAGAUUUAACAAGUUUAUUAAUAAUGCCAUGUCAACGUAUUGUAAAAUAUUGUUUAUUAAGUAAGGCUAUUUUAAAAGAAACCAAUGAAAAUCAUUCAGAUUAUGAAAUGUUAAAUUUAACAUGUCAAAAAAUACAACAACAAGCACAUGAAAUUAAUAGAAAAAUGAAAGAUAUUGCAAAUUUAAAAAAUUUAAUUGAUAUUGCUUAUAGAUAUAAUAUUGAUAAAUUAAAUCUAAAAUUCAUUUAUUUAAUGAUUCAAUUUUAUUUACAAAAGAAUAUACUAAUUUUGCAUCUUAUUUAUUAG
Molecule: messenger RNA, 631 nt
Organism: Naegleria gruberi
Lineage: Eukaryota; Heterolobosea; Eutetramitea; Acrasida; Naegleriidae
Exons: 3
Molecular function (GO): guanyl-nucleotide exchange factor activity
Source: RefSeq, a predicted model, not a curated record